Messenger RNA from Sphaerodactylus townsendi, 1266 nucleotides. RefSeq names its product P2Y purinoceptor 1-like. Gene Ontology annotation, molecular function: G protein-coupled receptor activity. Gene Ontology annotation, cellular component: plasma membrane. The transcript is spliced from 2 exons. Gene Ontology annotation, biological process: G protein-coupled receptor signaling pathway. The record is from RefSeq and is a predicted model, not a curated record. Lineage: Eukaryota; Metazoa; Chordata; Lepidosauria; Squamata; Sphaerodactylidae. Bases 87 to 1166 code for a protein of 359 amino acids.
GUGACUUGUUGCUGGAACCACAAAGCUACAUUUAUAUAGAAAUAUCAUAUUCUGACAAGGCUGUAGAUUCCUGGGAAGUUUUAAAAAUGACUUGGUAUUCACAGUCCUGCACUACAGAGAAUUCCAGUGUAUUUAAACAAGGCACAGUCCACGGAAAGAUGCCAAAUGCUACUUGUGAUGCUUUCUUCUGUAAUUCUUACAACAGACUAGAGUGGUACUGCUAUUUUGUAAUUGUACUUUGGUUUCUUGCACUGCUGAUUGGAUUUUUGGGGAAUACAUUGACACUACUAUAUUAUACAUACACCACAAAAUCAUGGACUACUAGCACUGUAUUUUUGUUCAAUCUGGCGUUAUGUGAUUUCACUUGGGUUCUCUUGAUUCCUUUCUCUGUUUACUAUCAUCUACACAAGCAACAAAUCUACUUCAAUCUCAUAUUCUGCCAAUUUAAAAAAAUAUUCUUUGAUAUUAACAUCUAUGGCAGCAUUUAUUUUCUCACACUGAUCAGCUUUGACCGGUACAUAGGAGCUGUACAUCCCAUUCGCUCAUUAAAAUGGUGGGAUAAAAACAAGGCUGUAUUUUGCACCAUUGCCAUAUGGAUCUUCAUCUUUAUAGAAUCAAUUCCUGAUUUUUGCUAUCUGCUUGUGGUCCAUAAACAGAGGGAUGCUGCAACUAAACUGGAGAACGCUGGAGAACCUGUGUACUUUGGAGAACCUCUAUACUUCGUUGUCCCUUUCACAAUUUCAAGAGUUUUAUUUGGCUUCCUUAUUCCAGUCAUAAUAAUCUUUAUAUGCUAUGCAUUGACCUUGAGAUCAUUAUGGCAAAUGAAGAGAUGCCAACAGAGAAGACCCAGGAAUGUCAAACCCUUGAUGUUGGUUUCAGCUGCAAUGAUUGUUUUCGCUGUGGCAUUUAUUCCCUACCAUGUCAUGAUGAUGGCAGUGCUAAUUUACAGACUGAAUUACCAACUCAACUCUGACAAUAUAAGCCUGAUAGUUACAGUUUAUGAAUUCACAGAAAUCAUCUGCGGUAUUAGUAGCUGCUUAGACCCAGUCAUUUUUAUGUUCGCAAGUAAAAAAUUCCAGCAGAAGUUUAAAACAAUAAAAUGCCCUUCAAAGCAUAGGUGUCACUGCUGUCAAUCACACAGAAUUAGGGAUAUUGCUCAAUUGUGAGAUGGUCAGGCAUGUGUGAGCUCUUAAGGAGAACAUGGCCACUACUGACGUAUUAUCUUUUGUUCUGACAACAGUUUGAGUCUGGGGUGCAUGUUGCUUA